UCUCUGAGGAUGAAUCCAUACAGACAACCGAGAAUCCAAACUCCACAGCUCAAUCAGCAGACACCGACGAGAACGAAUACGAUAUCAUGAUGAACGAUGCUGAAAUCCAUACCACCGGGGCACCAAGUGAUCUUUCUGAUCAAAUACCCGACACAAAAUACACGUAUGACACGAGGUUCAAAGCUGCACCAGAUAUCGCAACCUCAUUGGACGAAGAGAAAACCACAUUAGUGAUCUCAAACAAAGACAAUGACACAACACUUCCAGUAACAUCACCAACGUCAGAUGCACUGGAGUCCUCAUCACUACCCUCCAAUUCACCUCCGGUGACUGAAACAACCGAAUCUGGUAUCACUGAACACACCAGGCAAACCGGCUCAACAGUUCGACCAAUCACUUCGACAACCACCAUCCACUCCACCGAGACUGAAUACAAGGUUCUUGCUCUGGUCUCGGAUAUCAUCGUGCCAGGUUCCAUUAUUCAGACUGAACCUGAAUCGGUCUCAGAGGGACUAACAAAUUUCGAGACGGAUAGCAUCAGCUCGGUUGCGGUCAAUCACGUGAUUGGGACUAGCACUAUGUCGACCGCAUCAGAUCGACCACAUCAAUCCACAACAGAAAUCGAUACGGAUCAAGGUGCCACCACCAGCGUCCCGACUGUGAAUGAGUCACAACCAGUCACCACCCCGACAUCCCCAGCCUCAAACGCAUUCACGGAACAGCAUGACGCUGACAAACAUUCAACUACCAGUUCGGAUGCACAACUCGUCCCUGAGGAUGGGGAAGCAACCACAGACAGAAACUUCUCAUACACCUCAAACAAUUUAAGUCAUAUUGUCCCACCAGAGGCCUCAGCCAGAGAAAACACGACUACCGCAAACAAUACUUUCAUUCACAAAGAUUUUCAACAUCGUAAGUUGAAUCAUAGAUUGAAUAAUCUUCCGGUUUUAACAACUCAAACACAAAUGUAUAAGUUAAUUCAAUGCCUUAUGCACCUAACCGCCACCUCACCGCCCUCCAGCCCCCUUCCUCAAAAAAGUACCUAA
Echinostoma caproni is the source of this 1046-nucleotide messenger RNA. Lineage: Eukaryota; Metazoa; Platyhelminthes; Trematoda; Plagiorchiida; Echinostomatidae. The record is from the annotation of a GenBank genome assembly.